This is a messenger RNA of Pochonia chlamydosporia 170, 435 nucleotides long. Its product is annotated as ring finger domain-containing protein. Gene Ontology annotation, biological process: mitochondrial translation. NCBI's taxonomy places the organism in Eukaryota, Fungi, Ascomycota, Sordariomycetes, Hypocreales, Clavicipitaceae. Bases 1 to 435 code for a protein of 144 amino acids. The record is from RefSeq and is a predicted model, not a curated record. The transcript has a single exon. Gene Ontology annotation, molecular function: structural constituent of ribosome.
AUGGCGCGUCAAGCACCGAAGCCCGCCGCAGGCUCAAAACCCGUCCGCAAGAGCCGAGCGGCGCCAAAGUCAGAAAACUUCCUACGCAUCAAGACGCUCAAGCAGAACAUGUUCUCGCCUGCCCCCCCGCCCCUGAGAAUGGCCCGCCAGCGAUACCUGCGCCAUUGGACGAUUCACCGCGCGUGGCAGCUCUUUCGACGCCAGCAGCGCGACACGAUUGGCAAAGAGAGACAACGUAUGCACGCUGGCAUGUAUAACGCCUGUGAGGAGUUGAGGAAGACUGUUGGCCCUGAAGGCAGGGGUGAGGGCUAUCUCUACAGAGUGGCUAUGGAGAAGAAGGGUGUUUGGGGCACGAAUGCCGUUCCCAUUGAGUAUGCGAGAUUUCAAACUGAUAGUCCCGCUAAGGAACCCUGGAAUCAUGACUGGAAGAGGUAG